AUGAACACUACAACAAUGUUACAGAGAACAGCAUCAUUGAUCCUAAUGCAGCAGUUGACGCUGGCCCUUGGUAAUGGCACAAUUCCUGUGAUUCCUCACAUGUGCGAAAGUAAAGUUCCCAAGCCAGUCAUUAACACUGCACUCUUAAACAUAGAAAUCGAUAUACCCAAUGCAAUCCAACCUCUGGUGCUUUAUCUGCAAAGUGAACAAUGUUACAAGUGUGAUUUGAUUCCAUGGUCAAGAAUAACUAAUAACUGUUCAGUCAGGAUCGACUCGAGAUGGCCAAUGAGGGUAGAGCUACGCCGGGAGCUACGCUCAAGUUCUAUAGUGUAUCUUUCAGAAUCUUGCAGGGAGAGUGCUCUGACUAUGCUUUACAAAGAAGGAGCAAACUAUACGAUUUAUCUGGAUUCGGAUAACGAUAACGUCACUUGUAAUCUGGUCAUGAACAAUGAUUCUGCAGAUCCCUUCAUCCCAAUCUACGUCGCCAUCACUGUUGGGAUUCUGUUAGCACUUCUGUGGACAUGCGGAAAGUAUUUAUACAGAUCCGGCUACAUACAUCGGGUUGUCUGUUUCUGGAGUACAGAAAGCAUGAUGUCUGAUUUGGGAACUCCCACAAACAUCAGCCAAGUAGACAAUGCUGCUUCACCAGAGCGUAGAACAGUUGUGAAAGAAAGAUUGAAGUCUCUGGACACAUUUAGAGGAAUUGCUAUUACCAUCAUGAUAUUUGUCAAUUAUGGAGGGGGACAGUACUGGUUUUUCAAACACUCCAAAUGGAAUGGCCUGACCGUUGCAGAUUUGGUUUUUCCUUGGUUUGUGUUUAUAAUGGGAACUGCAAUUGUGUUCGCUUUCAAAGGACAACUACAGAGCCUCGUUCCAAGAUGGAAAAUAUUUUUGAAGAUUCUUAAACGUUCUGCAAUACUCUUCCUGCUUGGAUUGCUCAUGAACUCUUUUGGUGUCAAAUCUGGCUUGGAUUUUGAUACUUUCCGAAUUCCUGGGGUGCUACAAAGGUUUGCAGGAACUUAUCUGAUUACAGCCAGCAUACAUCUCUUCUUAGCUCCAGCUCAACCCAAUCAGGUAAGUUACAUGCACUUCUUAACAUUCUUUGGCUACCUUGGCCCUGGUGGACUGGAGCAUGGUGGCAUUUACAGCAACUGUACCGGUGGAGCUUCAGGCUACAUUGAUCGCAUGAUCUUUGGAAGUUCUCACAUUUAUCAGACUCCAACUUCAGCGGAAAUCUAUCAGAGUACAGUCCCCUACGACCCGGAAGGUUUGCUGGGUACUCUGACCUCAUGUGUCCUUUGUUUCUUGGGAUUGCAGACUGGCCUGGGAAUAUUACUUUGUGAAGGAUCACUGAAUGAUGGAUGGAUCCCAAUCAAUAAAAAUUUAUGGUCACUAUCUUUUAUUUUCGUCUUGUCUGGGAUGGCAUUUUUCCUGUUGAUGGUCUGCUAUUUAUUGAUUGAUGUUUACAAAGUUUGGAAUGGAACACCAUUUUACUUUGCUGGUAUGAAUUCCAUUGCACUGUACUGUGGUCACGAGUUCUUUUCUGGGAGAGCUCCAGUCUACUUCAAGGUUCCAGAAACACAUGCAGCCUUGCUGGCACUGAACAUCUGGGGAACUGCGUUCUGGCUUCUAGUUUCUAUUUACUUUUAUUACAAGAAAAUUUUUAUUUCGGUUUAA
Messenger RNA from Candidula unifasciata, 1677 nucleotides. The record is from the annotation of a GenBank genome assembly. NCBI's taxonomy places the organism in Eukaryota, Metazoa, Mollusca, Gastropoda, Stylommatophora, Geomitridae.